Molecule: messenger RNA, 1775 nt
Organism: Boeremia exigua
Lineage: Eukaryota; Fungi; Ascomycota; Dothideomycetes; Pleosporales; Didymellaceae
Exons: 3
Coding region: 31-1551 (506 amino acids)
Source: RefSeq, a predicted model, not a curated record
AGCAUUGUCACUCGAAUACACCACACAACCAUGAUUGAUGUCUGGAAUGGAGACAUACUCCUCCCAGACGGUGAUUAUGUCAAAGAUAUUGGCUUUUCAACCCCCAAUGACAAUACCGCCAUUGCGAUAACCGCGACGUCGCUUCGUUUCCUCUCCACCGUUGAUACCGCAAAGAUACCGUUGUAUCUCGCUUUAGGGCCCAGUUAUGAUGUUUGGACAAGCAGUGCAGUAUCAGAGGCAUGGUUUGAGGCACGAUUGCUGAGCCAACCCGCGUCUCCCACGGCGGCACCUGACGAUGGCGCUCAUGAAUGGUGGACACUGGCAAGAGCACAAUCGCCGAUCGGUAUCCUAGUACAAGUUGAGGGUCAGAGAAAUGGUGCGCCGCAAUCGAGAGUCACGGAGAUUCUCUUUUAUGGAACAAUUGCCGCUGCGUCUACAGUCGAAGGUCCAAUCUCGUCACAAGACGCCCCCAACGCUCAGCCCGGGCUCUUACACGAGCUACGUGUGCAUGCGCUGCCACUGUCGUCUGACCUCAUACAUCACACUGCAGCCUCGGCGGCUUCGCCUGCUUCGCCGAUAGUGAGCACCGUCCAUCAGACUGGGGAAAUCGUUGCCCAGUAUCUGCAUCCUUUACAUGGCUUCCGCACGAUACCGAAAUCGCCCAAACGUAAGCGGGAUUUGUUUGAAGAAGCAACAAUUGCAAAGAGAAAGGCUAAAAGCAAGGGUGGAGAAAGUGUGGCGGCUGCUGCUGCUCGAACCAUGGACUUGCAGCGACCAUAUACUCACCGCACCUCCAUGUCGCUUGAAACUAAAGCAUCGGCACUUCCAGACUCUCGACCUUCAUCUGCACAUGGUACGCUCCCUCGACCAGCGUAUCGCCAACUUUCUCGAUCACCCAGCAUCAGCUCGGACACCAGGCCUGUCAGUCGAAAGGAAGCAGCAGAGGUACACGGAAGGCGCUCGAACCUGUCAAGAGUUGACACAGUUUCUUUGCAGGAUCAAGAACCUACUACAGAGUCAAGGAACAAAGAGGCGCUCACAAAGGUCGUCAUGGCGGCGAUGCGCAUGCAUGGGCUACAACAGCGGAAGAAAACCAGGUCUCGUCGAGCUUCUCUGGCGCCUGGAAUAGGGGAGUCGCAGGGUGUAAUCAACGAGUUAACCGCAGAGGAUGCUGCAAAAGACGAGGAAUUCAAGCUGAUCUAUCAUCAGACUUAUAGAGGAGCUGCUUUGGCUUUGAGAAAACACAUGACUGAGAAACCGUUGCACACUCAGCCUGAUCGAAUGCGUGACCUGGUCGAGCAAUUCCUCACUCUUUUUCUCAACGACCCACUCGCACACCCAUUAUCAAAUAACGAAACGACCAAUUUAGUCGCCACACCCGGGAUCAAGCAGGUUGGAACAUUUGGAUCGAGUCUCCAUGCAAGCCCUUUUGACUUGCCGAGUGGCAUGAGGCGGCCGCCGAUAGUAAGAGCUCAGACCGAUAGUCAGGUCUUUACAGGCUCGCCAGUAAGCAAGAGAAAGUCGGAUGAUCGCAGACUUGAGCAUGUGUGACAAAUCGAGGACUAGCAGUUCUUCUACAUGAUCGAUCAAACACAAGAUGACCACAGGCGCCAAUGAGCGCAUUGUCACCCAGAACACACAUGUCUGGUGUGAUGCGACCGCCGCUCGAAGAGUCUUGAACGACGCGUCGUCUCACAAGCACAGAGCCAGAAUGUAAUCCGAAGUCAUCAUAGCGUUACCCGAUUACAGAUGUGUUGCAGUUUUAUAUGCUCAUU